Molecule: messenger RNA, 2229 nt
Organism: Cantharellus anzutake
Lineage: Eukaryota; Fungi; Basidiomycota; Agaricomycetes; Cantharellales; Hydnaceae
Exons: 4
Coding region: 1-2229 (742 amino acids)
Source: RefSeq, a predicted model, not a curated record
AUGAAAUAUGGCCAAGACCUGGAACUGGAUACAGAAGACCUUGAGAGGACCAUCACCAAUUUCGAUGAAAGGCAUUCAUUUGAACAUAUCUCGCGCUGGAGUUUUGCACUUGCCAGCCACCUUCGGUGGGCCAUUUCCCCAAGCAAUCUGUUUAUUUUAACCAUCUACUUUCAUAGUGCGAGAGUGGUUGAGCAUACAGAAGCGAUCAGUCCUACUGCCAUUGUAGCAACAUAUGGUGAAGUUUUCGAUGAAUUUAGACAGCGAAUCGAUGAGUUAGAAGACCUUCCAUAUGAAGAUGAAGAUGGCAAUCCAAUCGAGAUUUAUGACACCAAUGGAAACAUCAUUCAGAGGAAGACAGCUUUCUUUCGAGAGGAGGACCCCACUGGGGGAAUUCUUAUCAAAUUGGACAGUGUCCAUGCAAUGUUUGAUCGCAUCUAUGGGAAUCAUCGGCAAUCUGAUCCACACCGCACUGGCAAUGUUGUCACAAGGAUUUACCCACAAGCCUUCAUGACUUCCUUUGGUCAUGUCCAAUCUACUACUGUCUUUCCCGAAUUCCACCAGACUGCCCAGUCAGUCAAUAGGCAGUUGUUGUCACAACACCGAGGCAGAGGAGUGGCAGAAAAUGAUGAUGACGAUGAGUUUUUCCGAUCCGAGUCAUCAUCGUCUGAGUCAUCAUCCUCAGAUGACAAUUAUAUGCCCAGUCCUUCAACAAUUGAUGGUGUCCGAGCAGCACAAAACCUUAUGCAGCAACAUGCAGUGGAGCCUCUUAAAGGGGUAUUUUUCCAAGCAUACAACUUGCUGCAACAUCGUAUCGCACGACGGUCAGGGGAUGCUGAAACCAUGCAUGGCACAGUCACUGCAGCCCUUGCUGGGCACCAUGCCCAACCCCAUGAACGUGCUACAGUGGAAAGACACCAAUCAUAUGUGGACAUUGGGAUGCCGUUUGAUCGGAUGAAAACAAAACUCACCUCAGACACAAUUCUGCCACCAACGGAUCUGCGUCUAGAGAACUACUGGAUGGUCAAUUUUGCAGGGAUUGCGAAGGAGAAACGGACUGGACGAUGGGUAUUCAAUCAUAUCAUCACUCCCCUCCUGGAUGCUUGGGUCGAGCCAACCUUGAUAGAGAAACUCAAGCAACACACUGUCAUCUUCAAGCCCCAUUUCCUUCAACGUGUGUACCUCUGGACUACCUAUCCAUUGUUUUGGGCAGUCGACCAUAUAUAUCAAUGUGACAAAGCACAGCGCUCACAAGGCCACAAACCCGACCCAUUACUGCGGGAACUUGUUGCAGCACUUGAGCGUGCUGGAAGCUUUGGGUUUUGUGGUGCAGGAAAGGUCUUAUCGACCCAAACAAUGGAUCCACUCCUUCUGUCGAUUGGGAUCAAGGAAACUGGUUUCCCUUGCCUGAGCGAAAUGAUUGGGUUCAAUGCAGAAGCUGAUGAAAAGAUCAGAAUCAAUGCCUCCCAAUGGCCAUGUGAUGCAGAUGGGAUCCCACGGUUUGCAUCAAAACGAGUGGUACUCUUUCAUUAUUCUCAGGGAACCUAUGAUAAAUUGGUUGCCACAUGCUUCAUUGAACAUAUCCAAAAAGGCAUCAAAUUCCUUGCCCCAGACACAUUGUCUACCCAGAUGCGGACAAUCUGUUCACUUGCAUCCUAUGCUGUUGAUUCACUUGAGAAGGAUGCCUUGUAUGCAGUUGAGAAGGGCAUCAAGGAUUCCAUCAAGGGUUUAUUCCCUCAUGCUGACCGCGAGCAACGCCACUGGCUUCGUCAGCAAGCAGAAGGGCUCAAGACGCUCUGUGCAUCCUUGCACCCAUUUGACAACUCUAAAGAGGCAACACAACAACUCCUCCUUGCCCUCUGCUCAUCACCUCAGGCCAUCCAUUCAGCACUCAAGAAUCUCCCUAAAAUGGACGUGCAUGAAUGGGUCAGGCACAUAUAUGCAAUGGUUUCUCCACCUGCACCCCAUGUUCCAGGAUCAUCACGAACUCUACCACGUUUGGGUGCCCCUUUCUUCCGGCAAGGCUCAUCAGCUGUCAUCUUCACUCAGGUGUUUGAUGCACUCCGUGAGAUCUGUGAUCAAUCUGACUGGCGUGCCCAGCGUGAUUUCUGUGUUGAGGCCAUUGUGGCUGAAAUGGCGUCCCAUCGCAUCUUUCGCUACCCCAUGUCUGGCAUAAUCCUGCCACCAGGAGGCCAACCAUAUGGGCACAGUAUCACUCAUGGACAGAGUUAG